CAGUAAACUCAGGAGGGAAACAAAGAGCUGACGCCGACGUACUGACGCAACCAACAUGGCGACGCCUAUGCAUCGAUUAAUUGCUCGCAGACAAGCGGAGGCCAACAAGCAGCAUGUUCGCUGUCAGAAGUGUCUGGAGCACGGACACUGGUCCUACGAGUGCACUGGGAAAAGAAAAUACCUGUACAGACCUUCCAGAACCGCCGAGCUGAAAAAGAAGCUGAAAGAUGACUCUGAGAAAGUGGAGACUGACCCUGGAGAUGGACCUGUGGCUCUGAGUGAAAAGAAAACAAAGAAAAAAAGGUCUAAAUCCUCCAGCGGGUCGAGUAGCAGCAGCAGCAGCAGCGAUUCGGGCAGCUCCUCUAGCGACUCGUCAUCAGACAGCAGCGACUCGUCCACCUCGUUGUCCUCUUCUGAGGAUGAAGACAGCAGCACCAGUGACAGUGAAGACACUUCCAGCUCUUCCUCCUCCUCAUCGUCCUCUUCCUCCAGCUCUGACUCAGACUCCGACUCCUCCAGUGGCAGCAGCUCUGACCAGGGCCCACCAAAGAAAAGGAAAAAGAAGAAAUAAAAACCUCACCGUCUGCAUUUCUGGUGUUUCAUUGUUUUAUGGUACUCUGAUUGUUCUGGGGGGAAAAAGAAUCCCUGUAAAAUUCUGUCACCUAUCUUUCACUGCUUUAAUUUUUAAAAAAAGCGGCAUCUGUAAACAAAAAGGAGACGAAUACUGGAUCAUUUCACCUGCAGAGAAGAACACAGAUUGUUCGGAGCAGAUGAUUAUUUUUGUUGUGUUGUUAGUUACUGCCAGGGGAAAGAAUUGUUCCUUUUUUCUUUAACUUUACUGUUCUCUUCUCUUUCUUUCAUUUCCAUUUUUGGUAGACUUUCUGUUUAUGGAAUAUGUAUAGGCUUUUUUUUUUCUUUUUUUUUCAGUUUUCCAGAAGGUGCAGGUUGUUCUUUCUGUUUCACAUGGAAUGAAUGAAUGACAUGAAGAUUUUAUUUGGCCCUGUGAGUUACCAACGUUACAGCAUAUAGUACAACUGAGCGAGAGUGUGUUUGUGAGUGUGAGUGUGUGAGUGAACUGAUCUGACCAUCUGAAAUAUACUGUUUUGUUUUGUUUUAUAAUUUCCCACGUGAACAGACAGCUGGAUCAUAUGAAUAGAAGAACCUUAUUAAGAUCCUUUCCUUUUUUGGUUCUAAAGUCAAUCCAGAAUAAAUUAAAGUUUGUAUUUACA
Hemibagrus wyckioides is the source of this 1229-nucleotide messenger RNA. RefSeq names its product zinc finger, CCHC domain containing 10 (gene zcchc10). The transcript has 4 exons. Bases 56 to 571 code for a protein of 171 amino acids. Lineage: Eukaryota; Metazoa; Chordata; Actinopteri; Siluriformes; Bagridae. Gene Ontology annotation, molecular function: nucleic acid binding; zinc ion binding. The record is from RefSeq and is a predicted model, not a curated record.